AUGCCUCUACCGCCACGCGCCUUUGCCUCACUCGGAUAUUUCCUUUUCGGAUAUGAUCUCGGUGUGAUUGCCGAAGUGAUUGCGUGCCCGUCGUUCGCAAGCAAAUUUGCAGCCAAUGCAACCCAGUCUGGUUUGGUAGUGUCCAUGCUCACUACUGGUGCCUUCUUCGGAGCUGCUUUGGCCGGACCAACUGGUGAUUAUCUAGGCCGAAGAUGGACCAUUGCCAUAGGUUCCUUGAUUUUCUGCCUGGGUGGAGGAUUGCAGACUGGCGCUCAGAAUAUUUCCUAUCUGUAUACUGGUCGAUUCUUCGCCGGUUUCGCAGCCGGCAUCUUGACUAUGAUUGUCCCACCAUACCAAGCCGAACUGUGCCAUCCCGAUAUUCGAGGAAGAGUGACUUCCCUGCAACAAUUCAUGCUUGGUGUCGGUGCUCUCUGUGCCUCUUGGAUCAGUUACGGAACUUAUAUUGGGUUCUCGCCAUCUGAUAGUGCCCAAUGGCGAGUUUCAUUGGGCAUCCAAAUCAUUCCUGCAGUCAUACUAGGAAGUCUUAUCAUGAUAUUCCCCGAGUCACCGCGUUGGCUAAUAGACAAUGGCCGCGAAGCAGAGGGCCUAAAAGUACUUGCUCGGCUGCAUAGCCAUGGUGAUGAAAACGAUUCAUGGGUCCGGGCCGAAUUUAGCUUGAUUCAGGAAAGCAUCACUUUCGAGCAUGAGAAUGAGGCCAAGUCGUAUGUUGAAUUGUUCACAUCACGGUCUGCUUUCCGCCGCUUGUUCUUGUGCUGUGCCUUGCAAGCUUCCAUUCAGAUGACCGGCGUAUCGGCUAUCCAGUACUACUCUGUUGAGAUUUUCAACCAAAUCGGCAUCAGUGGUGACCAGACCCUUCGGUAUCAAGCUAUUAAUUCCGUGAUCGCUCUAUUGGGAGAAUUUAGUUGCAUGAUGCUCAUCGAUCGAUUCGGACGUCGUUGGCCGCUGAUUAUGGGCAAUCAAGCAAAUAUGGUGACUUUCAUUAUUGCCUGUAUCUUGUUGGCUUUAUACCCACCGGAAGCCAAUAACUCGGGCGCUCACUGGGGUUUCAUAAUCAUGACCUGGUUGUAUAACUUUUCCUUCUCAGCCACCUGCGGACCUUUAUCUUGGAUUAUUCCUGCCGAAGUGUUUGAUACACGAACGCGCGCGAAAGGUGUCUCUAUUGCCACCAUGACAUCAUUCGCAUUCAACACAAUGAUUGGCCAAGUCACACCCAUUGCGAUGCAAAAUGUGCGAUACCGAUACUGGGUUGUGUUCAUCAUCUGCAACUUCACGAACGCCCUUUUCUUCUGGCUCCUCAUGCCGGAAACGUCAAAGCUUCCUCUCGAGGAAAUGAACAGCCUUUUCACAAAUGCGCCAUGGAUUGUGGUUGGGUUGAAAAAGGAAGAUUAUGUGUCACAUCUUGAACGCCGCUUGGAAGAGGUGGAAGGAAAGAUUGAAUCGAACGCAGCACACUAUGAGUGA
Molecule: messenger RNA, 1482 nt
Organism: Talaromyces marneffei
Lineage: Eukaryota; Fungi; Ascomycota; Eurotiomycetes; Eurotiales; Trichocomaceae
Exons: 8
Coding region: 1-1482 (493 amino acids)
Biological process (GO): transmembrane transport; carbohydrate transport
Cellular component (GO): membrane
Molecular function (GO): carbohydrate:proton symporter activity
Source: RefSeq, a predicted model, not a curated record